Molecule: messenger RNA, 1140 nt
Organism: Pochonia chlamydosporia 170
Lineage: Eukaryota; Fungi; Ascomycota; Sordariomycetes; Hypocreales; Clavicipitaceae
Product: sorbitol dehydrogenase
Exons: 4
Coding region: 1-1140 (379 amino acids)
Biological process (GO): D-sorbitol catabolic process
Molecular function (GO): zinc ion binding; L-iditol 2-dehydrogenase (NAD+) activity
Source: RefSeq, a predicted model, not a curated record
AUGGCGACUCAAACUGUCAAAGCUUCCGUCUUACACGGAGCAAAGGACUUACGAAUUGAGAACCGUGCCCUGCCAGCUCCUGCAGCCGACGAAGUUCAGAUUGCCGUUCAAUCAACGGGGCUUUGUGGCUCUGAUUUACACUACUACAACCAUUACCGAAAUGGAGACAUUAUCGUUCGCGAGCCGCUGACACUGGGCCACGAGUCGAGCGGAACUGUAGUGGCUGUUGGUUCAGAUGUGACCAACCUGACACCCGGAGACCGCGUCGCUCUUGAAGUUGGUCUGCCCUGUGAGAACUGCGAAUACUGCAGAGAAGGUCGCUACAACAUUUGCCGAGAAAUGAAAUUUAGAAGCUCGGCAAAGGCCAAUCCUCAUGCGCAGGGUACUCUGCAGGAGAGAAUCAACCACCCAGCUCGAUGGUGCCACAAACUACCAUCUGAGCUAUCUCUAGACCUAGGAGCCAUUAUUGAGCCUCUAUCCGUCGCUAUGCAUGCACGCAACCGUGCCAACUUGCCCGCUGGUGCCACGGUGUUGGUCAUUGGUGCUGGUGCUGUUGGCCUGCUAGCUGCAGCAGUGAGCAAGGCCGACAAGGCGGCUGCAGUCGUUAUUGCUGAUAUUCAGAAAGACCGCGUCGACUUUGCUGUUGCAAAUGGCUAUGCUGAUGCUGGUUUUGUUGUGCCCAUGGCCCGUCCAGAGACCAUCCAGGAGAAAUUAGCUUAUGCACAAGACGUUGCUACCAAAAUUAAGGAGACGGAAGUAAACGGGAAACCUGUGGGCGAAUUUUCUGGCGUCUACGAGUGUACCGGUGUUGAGACAUGCACUCAGACAGCCAUAUACGCAACCAAACCAGGUGGUCAGGUCAUGAUCAUCGGCAUGGGCAACCCUAUUCUCACUCUGCCGAUGUCGGCAGCCGCGCUUCGCGAGGUCAACAUAGUUGGCGUUUUCCGAUACGCUAAUGUCUACGGAAAAGCCAUCGAGUUGCUGUCAAACCGUCCAGCCAACAUGCCGGAUUUGUCAUCGCUCAUCACUCAUCGCUUCAAGGGCCUGGACCAGAUAAGUGAUGCAUUUGCCAUGGCAGCCAAGGUUAAGGAUGAUUCUGGAAGUCUGGUUUUAAAAGUUGUAGUAGAUAUGAAGGAGUAA